Soboliphyme baturini is the source of this 531-nucleotide messenger RNA. The record is from the annotation of a GenBank genome assembly. NCBI's taxonomy places the organism in Eukaryota, Metazoa, Nematoda, Enoplea, Dioctophymatida, Soboliphymatidae.
CUGACGCCGGUCGAAAAUGCGCUUGCGAGGCUUGUGACCAGAAAGUUGGAGAACUGUCCUCUGUUGGCUAUCUGCCAGUUGUUCGACGUGGGCAAACGCCGGUUCCACCUGGAUCGAAUGAAACUUCAGUGUCUCGGUUUGUAUCCGAAGGUGUACAACAACCGUGUUAUGUUGCAUGUGAUUGACGGUUCGACCCUCGCUAACCUCCGACCGUUGUUCUGCGCGUCGAACUGUGUUCUGUUGGGGGAUGAUGCGACAUUGCUAACGUCGCUAACCGAAGCAUUGGAGAAGAUACCUCAUUUGAUGCUUUUAGCCUGCGUGGUUGACGGUCGAAUCCUGACUCCGAAGCAAGUGGAAACUUUCCGGAAAGCGAAGCGGCCAGAGGACUUCGCCCUUCAGACUGUUGGACUGUUGCGGCAGGGACCUAGCGUGAUGACUAGCAUGCUGCAGCAGCCGGUGUUGCAACUUCUUUCCUGUUUAUAUAGUCGAAUCCAGCUACUGAACGGUAGCAAGCAGUGCGUGGCGACAUGA